AAUCUUGAAUUUUGCAUAAUCAUCAAAAUCAUGACAGCGAUCGCCUCUGGUGUGAUUCUAAUCUUGUUUUCGUUGACCGGAAUUGUCUCGGCCGGAAGAGAUGAUACCGGCGACGUACUCAGGUUACCGUCGGAAGCUUAUAAGUUCUUCCAAGGAGGCGACAAAGAUGAAACUGAGGGCACCAGAUGGGCGAUCUUGAUUGCUGGAUCUAAUGGGUAUUGGAAUUACAGGCAUCAGGCUGAUGUUUGCCACGCUUAUCAACUGCUGAGAAAGGGUGGUCUGAAAGAGGAAAAUAUAAUUGUUUUUAUGUAUGAUGACAUUGCCUUCAAUGAAGAAAACCCUAGACAAGGAAUCAUUAUUAACAGUCCCCAUGGCAAUGAUGUUUAUAAGGGAGUUCCAAGGGAUUACACCGGAGAAAAUGUUACUGUUAACAACUUUUUUGCUGCUAUUCUUGGAAACAAAUCCGCUAUCACUGGUGGUAGUGGCAAAGUUGUAGAUAGUGGCCCCAAUGAUCAUAUUUUCAUUUUUUACUCUGACCAUGGAGGUCCUGGUAUUCUUGGAAUGCCUAGCGUACCUUAUCUUUUUGCUGAUGAUUUAAUUGAUGUUUUAAAGAAAAAGCAUGCUUUGGGAACCUAUAAAAGCUUGGUGUUCUAUCUUGAAGCUUGUGAGUCUGGAAGUAUCUUUGAGGGUCUUCUUCCAGAGGGUUUGAAUAUCUAUGCAACGACAGCGUCAAAUGCAGUUGAGAGUAGCUGGGGAACAUAUUGUCCAGGAGAGUACCCAAGUCCUCCCCCCGAGUACGAAACCUGCUUGGGAGACUUGUACAGUGUGGCUUGGAUGGAGGACAGUGACAUGCAUAAUUUGCGGACGGAGACUUUGCACCAGCAAUAUGAACUCGUGAAAAAGAGGACUAGCAAUGGCAAUACAGCAUAUGGCUCUCAUGUCAUGCAAUUUGGUGAUAUAGGUAUUAGCAGGGAUCAUCUCUUAGCAUACUUCGGUACAAAUCCUGCAAACGAUAACUUCACAUUUGUUGACAAGAACUCCUUGGUGCCACCUACAAAAGCUGUUAAUCAACGCGAUGCUGAUCUUGUCCAUUUCUGGUAUAAGUAUCACAAGGCACCUGAUGGCUCGGCUAGGAAGGUUGAAGCCCAAAAGCAGUUUAUGGAAGCCAUGUCUCAUAGGAUGCAUAUAGAUGAUAGUAUUAAACUCAUUGGCAAGCUGUUAUUUGGAAUCGAAAGAGGACCGGAAGUUCUGAACACUGUUCGGCCUGCUGGUCAACCUCUUGUUGACGACUGGAAAUGCCUCAAGAAAAUGGUGAGAACCUUCGAGACCGAUUGCGGAUCACUGUCUCAGUACGGGAUGAAACACAUGCGUUCCCUUGCGAACAUCUGCAAUGCUGGGAUACAGCCGGAAAAGAUGGCCGAGGCAUCAGCACAAGCUUGUGUCAGCAUUCCUUCGGGACAUUGGGGCUCCCUUGAGAAAGGGUUCAGUGCAUAAAAUGUAGCAGAAUUGGCAAGCGUCAACUUUGAUGAUGUUGUACUGUAUGCCGUAAUGUAUUUUCCUAUGUACUUAUUGUCCGAAGCU
This is a messenger RNA of Hibiscus syriacus, 1581 nucleotides long. RefSeq names its product vacuolar-processing enzyme-like. The record is from RefSeq and is a predicted model, not a curated record. Bases 31 to 1494 code for a protein of 487 amino acids. NCBI's taxonomy places the organism in Eukaryota, Viridiplantae, Streptophyta, Magnoliopsida, Malvales, Malvaceae. Gene Ontology annotation, molecular function: cysteine-type endopeptidase activity. Gene Ontology annotation, biological process: vacuolar protein processing. The transcript has 9 exons.